AUGACAGCAUCAGAAUCCCCCGCCAUGCAACUCCCUCACCUUCGCCGCACCAAUGGCAACACCCAGCUCUACCUGAAGGGCAAGCCCUUCCUCAUGCUCUCCGCCGAGCUUCACAAUUCCUCCCUCUCCUCCGCCCGCUUCAUGUCCGAGGUCUGGCCCGCCAUGAAGUCAAACCACAUCAACACCCUCCUCGGCGCCGUGACAUGGGAGGACAUUGAACCCACCGAGGGCAACUUCAACUUCUCCGAGCUCGACGCUGUGCUCGCCGGUGCGCGGGAACACGAUAUGCACCUCGUACUCCUGUGGUUCGGCACCUACAAGAACGGCAUCUCGACGUACGCGCCGCACUGGGUAAAACGAGACACUAAGCGCUUCCCUCGCGUGCAGGUCCUUGAGAAGGGAGGCGUCAAGAGGACCAUUGAGAUGGUCACGCCGCUCAGCGAGGAGGGUUGCGCGGCGGACUCGAGGGCCUUUGCUGCGCUGUGCAAGCACCUCGCCCAAGUCGACGCCGAGCACAACACGGUUCUCAUGAUCCAGGUCGAGAACGAGACGGGUCUUCUGGGCGACUCCCGCGACCGCUCCCGCCGCGCCGACAAGGCCUUUGCCGCGCCCGUACCCGAGGCGCUCCUCCGUCACCUCAACGAGAAAUCAGCCGACCUACACCCCAAAUUCAAGGCCCGCUUCGCCGACCCGCCUGCCUCGGGCUCGCACUCGUGGACAUCCGUCUUCGGCCCCGGACCUUCAGCAGACGAAGCCUUCAUGGCCUACCACAUCUCCUCCUACGUCGGCCGCGUCGCCGCCGCCGGAAAGAAAGAAUACGAUAUCCCCUUCUACACAAACACCUGGCUCAACUUCGAUGACCCCGCAGACCUCGACCUCCGCGGCGUCCCCAUCGUGGUCGGCGGCGGCGCAGCACCAGGCAUAUACCCCUCCGGCGGACCCUGCCCGCAUGUCCUCGACAUCUGGCGCCACAACACAAUCUUCACCGCCGAAAAGUCCCUCGACUUCCUCGCGCCGGACCUCUACUUCCAUACCUACGAGGCCGUGUGCAAAGACUACACGGCCCAGGGCAACCCGCUCUUCAUCCCCGAGCAGCGCCGCGACGAAAACGGUGCCCGGCGGGUGUGGUUGUCCUACGGCACCUACGGCGCCCUCGGCGCGAGCCCCUUUGGCAUCGAUACCGGCCCGGAGAUCGUCGGGCGCGAGUUCAAGCUGCUCGCGCAGGUGGCGCCGUAUCUGCUCGCCGCGAAGCCCGAGGAUAGGUUCGGCUUCUUCUUUGACGAGGAGAUCAACACGGCGGGCAAGGGCGAGAGGUGGACCAAAGUGAUUGGCGACGUUGAGGUCAUCGUCGAGCGCGCUUUCGUGUUUGGCAAGCCUGGACCCGGCGGCGGUAUGAUUAUUCACCUCGGCGACGCCAAGUUCCUGGCCGUGGGCCGCGGCUUCAACGUCCACUUCAAGAGCGUGCGCCCGGAAGCAACGUUUACUGGAAUUCUUGCGGCUGCUGAGAAAGAGGUUGAUGAGAAGGGUGAGCUACGGACGCUGCGGGUGUUCAAUGGUGAUGAGACGCGCAGCGGAGAGUUUUUGAUUAUGCCUAAUGACGAUCCGGACUAUGGUGGAUUCCCCAUUGCUGUUACGGUCCCGGCGCGGACGUGCAUCGUUGAGGUUGAAGCGUAUUGGGUUGCAGAGGAUGAGGAGGACCGAUGA
Colletotrichum abscissum is the source of this 1704-nucleotide messenger RNA. RefSeq names its product glycoside hydrolase. The coding region runs from base 1 to 1704 and encodes 567 amino acids. Gene Ontology annotation, biological process: carbohydrate metabolic process. Gene Ontology annotation, cellular component: beta-galactosidase complex. The record is from RefSeq and is a predicted model, not a curated record. NCBI's taxonomy places the organism in Eukaryota, Fungi, Ascomycota, Sordariomycetes, Glomerellales, Glomerellaceae. Gene Ontology annotation, molecular function: beta-galactosidase activity. The transcript has a single exon.